CUCCUGCCAGUCCCCACACUAAUGCCCCCAACUCCUGCAAGGCCGCCACCUCUUCCCCGCAACCCCCAGCAACCCUCUGCCCUCCCCCACAACCGUCCCCCUCCAUACACCCCUCCUGCCAGCCCCUCCCUCCAAGCACAGUCCCGCCCAGGGCUGGCAAGAGGGGAGGGGAACGAGGGACAAAUGUAGCCCCCAAAUGUCUGUGUAACUAAAGUGAAAUGGGAGGGAGAAGGGGUCCAAAUUCCUCUCAACAGGCGUGUUCCCGCCAUCCCUGACCAUUGGGUCUGUGACCUCGGUGGCCAUCAUGUGCAGUUCCACCCCCUCUGCCCCACACACACUCCCACCAUCCCUGAGCAUUGGGUCUGAGAUCCCAGCAGCCAUCUUUUGCUGCCCCCCUCACCACACACACUCCCACCAUCCCUGAGCAUUGGGUCUGUGACCCUGGUGGCCAUUUUCUACAGUCCCCCCACCCCUGCACGCUCCCGCCGUCCCUGAGCAUUGGGUCUGAGAGCCCGGCGGCCAUCCUGUGCAGCCCCCCUCUCCACGUAUACUCCUGCCAUCCCUGAGCAUUGGGUCUGAGAGCCUGGCAGCCAUCUUGUGCAGCCCGUCCCCACUGAUGAUCUCCCUCUCCCCUUGUCGCCAGGAGGAAGAGCCCUGCGUCUGAUGGAGGAGCUGACCCCCGACCGGCAGCGCCCCUGAGCCCCGUGGCAGGGAGAUGGCGCGGCGGGUCAGGCUGCACAGCCCCUCGCACCCGGACCUGCUGCUGCACCGGGCCAGUGAGCUGAGGCAUGUGCGGGCCCUGUGCGAUGUGUUGGUGCGCGUGGGCCAGCAGGACUUCCCGGCCCACAGCUUGGUGCUGGCCUGUGCCAGCCGCACCCUGGCCCGGCUCCUCCUGCCACAGGGCCCCAGAAAGCUCUGCAAUCUGGACUUCCUUGCGCCUGCCACCUUCAAGCACGCCCUGGACUUUGCCUACACCGGCAGCCUUGAGGUGGCACCUGAGGAGCUCGCCAGCCUCCUGGCCACUGCCCGGGACCUGGAGAUGGAAGAGCUGGAGCAGGUGUGCCUCAGGGCACUGGGGACUGGAGGCCCUGAUGGGACUGGCAUUGGCGACAGGGCUGGCGGCCAUGACUCAGUUGGCAUUGGGGACAGGACUGGUGGCUAUGAUGGGGUUGCCAUUGGUGACAAGCCUGGUGGCCAUGGUGGAGUUGGCGACAGGACUGGUGGCCAUGACGGGGUUGCCAUUGGCGACAGGACUGGUGGCCAUGACGGAGUUGCCAUUGGCGACAGGGCUGAUGGCCCUGACGAAGUGGGCAUUGGCAACAGGACUAGCGGCCAUGAUGGAGUUGGCAUUGGUGAUUGGGCUGGUGGCCAUGACAGGGUUGCCAUUGACGACAGGGCUGGUGGCCAUGAUGGAGUUGUCAUUGGUGACAGGGCUGGCAGCCAUGACGGGGUUGGUGCCCAAGAUGCGAGGAAGGAGACAGCGGAUGGGAUGUCCCAGAUGAAGUCACCAGGCAACCACGACCUAGUUUUAUUGGCCGAUGGGCCCUGCCUGGCCCUGGGUAGGCCAGACAGUAAGGGGAGCCAAAUCCAAGAUGGCAGCUUGGCACCCAGUUGGGUCCUGUUUGAACAGUCCUCCCUCAAGCCGCGGGAAAGCGUCAUCACAGCUACGGCCCGGCCACUGCCUCAGGAGCACCGCGCCCAUCCCUGGCCGCCAGAGGCGCUCUGGGGGCCAGAGGGGGUGGUUUCUGGCUACCAGCCCUGCCCACCAUUGCUCAGCUACCAGCUGCAGUCACUGCCUUCGCCCUUGGGCAACCUGGGGCCUGGGCACAUGGCCCUCUCGGCAUCGGUGGGUUUCCAUGGCUACGUCCGACCCUUCCCCUGCGGGCUGGAGAUGGGGAAGCCGGGCUCCCCCAGUGGGAUCACAGGCAGAGAGAAGCAACUGGAAGACCAGAGGCUGCUGGCGGUUCCGGCCAAGUACUCGGGGUACGACCUCUGCUCCCAGCGGGGCCCAGAUGCCCAGCACCUCCCACUGCUCUGCCACCCGCGGCCCCAGUCGCUCCCGCUCCCCCGGUUCCGGGCCCAGCGGAGCUGUGACAAGGACCUGCCGCCUCUGAGCACAGCGCCCCCUGGAGAGCCAGCCACGGCGGCGUCAACCACGCUGUACUUGAUGUACGGCCCACGGUGCCCCCCACGGGCCCUGCCGGCUGGCGCCUGGAGCUACAUCUGCCAGCUGUGCCAGCGGCGGUUCCCCAGCCAGACGGCGCUGCGCAGACACAGCCGCAGCCACAUGGGCCAGCGGCUGUUGGAGCGGGAGUUCUGUGCCCGUGGGUUCCAGGCCGAGGCCGGGCUGCGGGGGCCCCGGCGGGCAUCCCCAGGCGAGAAGCCCUACGAGUGCGGCGAGUGCAGCAAGCGCUUCACCCUCAAGCACCAGAUGGAGACGCACUAUCGGGUGCACACUGGCGAGAAGCCGUUCCAGUGCAAGCUCUGCCCCCAGCGCUCCCGCGACUACUCCGCCAUGAUCAAGCACCUGCGGACCCACGGUGGCGCCGCCCCCUAUCGCUGCACCCUAUGCCGCCAGUUCUGCCCCAGCCUGGCCGCCAUGCAGAAGCACAUGAAGGGCCAUUGCCCCGAGGAGCUGCCCUCGGACUGGACGAUCGAGACCACCUACCUCUACUCCUCCUCCACCUCCUCUUGAGCCGCCUGUGCUGGUGCAGGCACCGGGAGACUCAUGCGUGGCACAGGGAGAGCGCGGAGACCAGCGUCGGCGUGGCAGACGGAUCUGCAAUGGUGCAUGGCACAGGGAGGGCACGGGGACCAGCAAAGCAUGGCAGAUGGAUCCGCGAUGGUGCAUGGCACAGGGAGGGCGUGGGGACCAGCGUCGGCGUGGCAGACGGAUCUGCAAUGGUGCGUGGCACGGGGAGAGCGCAGAGACCAGCGUCGGCGUGGCAGAUGGAUCCGCGAUGGUGCGUGGCACAGGGACGGCGCGGGGACCAGCGUCAGCGUGGCAGAUGGAUCCGCGAUGGUGCGUGGCACGGGGAGGGCGCGGGGACCAGCGUCGGCAUAGCAGACGGAUCUGCGAUGGUGCGUGGCAUGGGGAGGGUGUGAGGUCUAGCAGCACCUGGCAUGGGGAGAGGGCACAGCUGGCCAUGGCUGGACCUGCAGAACACAGAUCCGUGGCUCGCUUUGCUGCCUGUCACACACAGCACGCCGGGAGCGCUGCCCGCUGGCUGGGAGUCAUGCGUGUGGCACGGGCACCAUGGGCAGCUAGCUACUGAGGGCAUGAACCUGCCGCAGGCCAGAGACGAGAGCCCACAUGGAGUAGAUCAGUCCCUGCUGUUCCCAGCUCACUCUGUAGGGGGGGCCGUAUGUGUGCGGCCCCAACCUCUAACA
Messenger RNA from Mauremys mutica (yellowpond turtle), 3390 nucleotides. It is a transcript of the gene ZBTB32, whose product is annotated as zinc finger and BTB domain containing 32. Gene Ontology annotation, biological process: regulation of transcription by RNA polymerase II. Gene Ontology annotation, molecular function: protein binding; RNA polymerase II cis-regulatory region sequence-specific DNA binding; DNA-binding transcription factor activity, RNA polymerase II-specific. Gene Ontology annotation, cellular component: nucleus. Lineage: Eukaryota; Metazoa; Chordata; Testudines; Geoemydidae. The transcript is spliced from 6 exons. The coding region runs from base 716 to 2695 and encodes 659 amino acids. The record is from RefSeq and is a predicted model, not a curated record.